AUGAUAGCCGUGGAAGCUGAACAGUCAAUGCCUAAAGAGGUCCCGAAAUCGGAGCCCACGACAUCCCACCAAAGAACGUUAACGAGGUCGAGCGCCGUCAGUCAAAAGUCAGUAGAAAUUAUGGUCCAUCCAGAAGGUUCGAACAACCCUUUACAUAGGUCUAAACUGGCACCAUCGCGGUCUACGUCCGAGACGCAGUCGUCAGGAAAGAAAAUACUGAAUUUAAGAAAAACAAAAAACUCCUCAAUAGAAUCUACAAUGAGUUUGCCAAAUCAGAAAUCUUUAGAGAAGAAGCACGGCAGUCUUCGACAUCAGAAGGCUAUCGGGGCACAUUCCGACGUUACAUUAAGUACGCAACCUUCGAUUACAGACGACAGGAAGGCGUUAAGGGAAGCUUUAUAUCAGGGUAUAUUUCACAGACACCGAAGAACGAUAUUCGCUGUGGGCUCCUUCCUCAGGAUGUUAAGAAGCAAAACUUCAAAUUACGACUCAAUACGCUCCGAUUCCGACGAGAUUUAGCACCAGUGAGACAGCUGUUAAUAUUUUUAUAGUAACAUAUUGGUGCCACGGACUAUUUGUGCUUUGUUUAGUUAUAAAACAAUGAACAUGUUAUUAGAUAGUGUAGCGUAAAUAUUUGUUUCUUUUUGUUUUUGUAUAAAAAUGUUCCUAAUUAGUUGUGAAGGGUUACGGAGGCCCGCUUUUCGACCGUGUCGUAGUAACGUUACCUAUUAUACACAUUAUAGUGUCGAGACAUAGGUACGGGGCGACAGUGAUGUUGUUUCUAAGUGAAUUUACCUAAUUAGUCCGCCCGGGACACUCCUACACUAAUUUGUCACGUAAUGUUUCGGGUUUAUUUCGUGUUAAGCGCUUUCUACGUUUUUACCUUAAUGAAAAUAAAUUUUAUUAGUAUUUUUCCUCUUCAUAAUGAACUGAGAGAGAUUAGAAAUAACUACAUUGUUAUUUACUGUUUAUAUUUUAAUGGAUGUUUUAUAUUUACAUCGGUAUAUUAAAAAUAUUUGAUUACUUAUAAGAUAUUUUUACCUACAGUUGAUUAUAGUUCAUUUAUAUUUUGCUACAUAAUUUAAUUAAUUUAAGUACCUAUAAUAACAAAAAUGAAUUGGACAAUAUUAUUUAUAAAUAUUUUGAACAAUAUGAUUUUAACUACAUACGUAUAUAUUUUAAUUACGUCAAAAACCGAAUCGUUGUUUUAUCAACGACCUAUGCACUUACAUACAUUUCAACAAUUCUCAUACAACUAUUUUACAUACAAUAAUUGUGUUACGUAACAUUUUGUUACCUGUUUAAUAAAAAAUAUUUUUUGAAAUAACAAUGAAUUUACUUAUAAAAUAAACAUGGUGUCAAAAAUACUGAAUUGAGUACUUCAAUCAAAAUUAUAUAAGUGUAAUAAAUAUAAUUUUUCUCAAACAUGCUUGGAAAUGUGAGCAUUAUUUUGACAAUCUUCUUCGAGAUAAAUUAAAAUUGCCGUACUGGCCAGAUAAAUGCGGGCAGCGGCCGGCAAAAGUUGUAUGAAAAUCCAUAUCUGUCGUGUUUUGUGGCCAGAAUAAUUACUAUGUAAACUUAUAUCUGUCCUGUAAUGUAAUUCGAAACACGGCUACCAAGGAGGUAACUAAUAAAAGUUUUUAUUUAAAUUUCGAACUGGCUCGCAAAUAGAAAGCUGUUUAUUGAAAAAAAAAAACAAAGGAAAAUUAUGGCGCGUGAAAAAUUAUUAUUGUUCGUUAUUCGUCAUUGAACUUAAAAAGUAAAAUUGUGUUUUUGAUUUCCGCGCAUUGUUUGAGAAAAGUACCAUACAAGCCUUGGCUACAACUAGGCAUUAAUGGACUCACGUAUGUGUGCCUCGGCUACGCCUCGGCCCACAUUUGCACGUUCGUCCAUCAAUGCCUCGGUUGCUGGCCGCUGCAGUAAUGUUCUAUAAACGUACUAUAUAUCAACGUAUAUAUUUUUUUAUGCAAUCUGGAAUGUCAAACAAGCUAGCAGAUACCUUAUAGAUUAACAGUACGUACGUCAGAGGUAUUACAAUUUAGGUAAUUUUAAAUUUCUACUACAUAGAUAUAAAUACUUCUGUUAUAAAUAUUAUUCAUGAACUUAGAUUAAUUAGAUUGACCAAUAAGACUCAAAAACGGGUCAACUUUUUGUCAUCUAAUCGUCAAAUUAGCUGAUUCGUUUUUUUAUCACUGUUCACUUACGCGUAAAAUGUAUCUUGACAUAUUAUUUAAUAAAGAAAAUAAGUACACACUAAUUAAAAAGAUGCAGAAAUUGUAAAACAAAAUAACUAACGAAGUUAUAAAAGAAUCACUUCUAACUAUUUAUCAUUCAAAAUUGUAUAUUUUUUAUACAACUUAGAAUGGCAAACAAGCUGACGGCCCACCUGAUGGAAAACCGUCGCCUAUAGACAUGAGCAGUGCCAUGGACAUAACAGAGUAUACUGUUUCACCCAUGACACCCCCAUGCGUUGCCCUUCCUGAGGACUCGGGAAAAAAAAUGAAAAAGUUGAGCCGUUUUUCUCGAUGCAUUUAUGUGGACACACUCUAUCUAUAUAAUGUAAGCCCAUGAAUCAUAUUACACUUAUGUUGACGUACAAUAAAAUCCGAAACAAAAAAUAGAAAUAUGACAACAAAUAUAUUACCAUAUCGCGUGACAAGAGCCAAGGACAUCCAUUAGCUACUCCGCUGAUCCUUGAAGCAAUCCAAACAAAUAACUCCUAAAUAUGAUCACAUUUGGAAAAAGUAGUAAUUUUCUAAUACUAAAAGAACGGAAAAAAAAAUCAAAUCGAUUCACGUUAAUUUUGUAUUGUUAUUUCCAUUCGUUUCAUGUUAUUCCGUUAUUACUUUAUACAUAAUUUAUUGUAUUUAUAAUUUUAUCCAAAACUUUCAUCAAAGUAAGAGAAUACGUCAAUAGUAUUGAUAAAUAUUGUAUAUUUUAAAUGUAAUUUUUAAAAGAUUGAAGGUAUCUGUAUUUUUACGGGUGUUAUAUGGUAUCUUUCACCAGAGGGAGACUUUGUACAAAAGUCGAUUGCUUGGGUACCUCAUUCGUGUUUCAACCGUGAAGCAGUUGUGUUUGCAUGGCUAUGUUUCGGUUUGAAGGAUGGGAUAUAGCGUGAAUUUACUGGGUACAGAGGAAUAACAUCUGAGUCCUCAGGAAUAGCAACGCGUGGGGGGUAUCGUCGGCGAAACAGUUUACUCUGUUAUGUGCAUGGUACUGCUCGUGUCUAUAGGCGACGGUUACCACUUUCCAUCAGGUAGGCCGUCAGGUUGUUUGCCAUUCUAAGUUGCAUAAAAAAUAAUCUUUAACAAUUUGACUUCAAAAGGAAAGUUUUCAAUUCGUUUAUACGUUUUUUUUUUAUGUUUGUUACCUCAUAACUUAGUCAGUUAUUAACUGAUUUAGAAAAUUCUUUUUUUAUCUGAAAGGUUAUACUUACAAUUCGAACUCAGAAGUUUUAUCAAAAUCGGUUCAAUAGUUUAAUUAAAUCAAAAUAUCUAGUUUCGUCAUAGUUGAAGUCGAUUUUUUUGUAAUUGGAGUAGCUAGGUUUUUUUUGCAGAAUUAAAUUUUAAAUUAUGAGUUUUUAGGAAUAUGGAAAAUAAAAAUAUUAAAUUUGGGGUGAUGUUUACCAAGGGAGAUUUCUGUAUAAUUUUGAUGAACUUUUUGGUUUCAAAUCUUCAGUAAAUGAUGAUGUCCCCGGAAAGUAUGUUAUACUAUGCUUCCUUCUAUUUUUUUUAUUUAUAGUAUCACCAACAUAAGAUAUAGCGAAACAUGUCAAUACAAUACACCUGUGAAUUAUGGCUUACUGUUCUGACAUUUAGUCACAAUCACAGCAUGGUUUGUGUUUAAAAAACAUUAAAAUAUAUUUUAGUACCAUUGGUUUUUCUGGGGACUAGAAGUUAAAAGGAUAGUUGAAAAGUCUACUAAAGUUGAACGGGUCCCAUUUGCUGAAAAUUACCCUUUAUCUUCCUUUUUUUCCAAUUUGGACUAAAACGGGAGCAAACUUGUAAAUUCGGUGCAGAAUUGAAGAGGCAUAGAUUUCACGCAACACACGUAUAUACACACUCGAUUUGAAUUUCAUUUUAAAUUGAUAAUCUAAAAGUAUUGUAUGUCAGCCCUACACUUUUAUAUGUAGAUAGAUAGAUAGAUACUCUUUAUUGUUUCCUCCAAAAGAUUACAAUAGUAAACUUAUUAUAGAUACAAACAAUUACAAGAAAUAAUCACAGUGAGAAAACAAUGGGCGACCUUAUCACUGAGAGCGAUCUCUUCCAGGCAACCUUUGGAUGGAGAGGAGUAGUUAUAAACAGUUUUAUUUGUAUUUUUUAUAUAUUAACUUCUUUUUGUAUCAAUGUAUUAUUUCAAUGUUGUGCAUAUUUAUAAUUGAUGCAAAUACUAUAUUUAGUUUUUUUAAUGUAUGUUUGUUGACACGCCUAAACAAAUAAAUGAAUAAAUAGAUAAACUCCUUUUUGAAGUCGAUUGAAAAUAUGCAAAAAGGUCCUAAUGACGUCAGUAAAUGCGUCAUUGUUUCUUGCGUUCUGAGACAAAAUAGAUACAAGCUGAUAGUUACUGUAUGUGCGCAGUUAAUAGUAGGUUUAUAGAAAAAAAAAAACUAUUUGCAGUGUUCAUAUUUAAGAUGAUGUUAUUCCAAAGGUUCGGGUUUAUAUCCCCGUCAUAUAAAUACUGCAAACAUAUCAUUUCCUGUAUGUAGUAUCUACGCUCUACACGCAAUAUUAGCCGAGCUAUUUAUUGAAAAAUAUUGGAUGCUUUUUAUACUCUACGCAGCAUGAUUUCGUAUGAUGAUCACAUCGAAGUCAUUUGAACAUAUCUAAAAGUCGUAUUUUGAUUAUUUGAAUUUUAUUUCCGCGCACAACAGUUCGCAUCUUACCAGUGGGAGACUUUGUACAAAAGUCGUUUGCUUUGCCCUCUCUGUCCUAUUCGUGUUUCUACCGUGAAGCAGUUGUGUUUGCAUGGCUGUGUUUCGGUUUGAAGGGUGGGAUAUGGCGUGAAUUUACAGGGUACACAGGAAUAACACCCGAGUCCUCAGGAAUGGCAACGCAUGGGGAGUAUUAUGGGCGAAACAGUAUACUCUGUUAUGUCCACGGUACUGCUCAUGUUUAUAGGCGACGGUUACCACUUUCCAUCAGGUGGGUUGUCAGCUUGUUUGCCGUUCUAAGUUGAAUAACAAAAAUCAUUUGUAACAAGCAUACUCCUUGACAUUUGAUCGAUUUAUAGUUUGACGAAAAUAUCGUGGUAUUAUGUUAUUAAUAGUAUUCGUAAUAAAAUAAGCCACGUAUUUCUUCGAUAUCAAGGUCGGCACUAAAUUACGCUUACGUUAUUUUCAAUGAAUUGUCGAAAUAAUAUAAAUAUGUUUAUACGUAAAUAUAGAGAUUUAUUUUCGACAACGUGUCACCGGAAAUGUCUCCUCGAUUUAGAUCUCUUUGAACUAUUAUUAUUUAUACCUAUAUUAGUUUCUGAGAGAGACGUUGCACUUGUUGAAAUAUACACAUGCAUGUAAUAAAUAUUUGUUAUAUAUAGUUAUUAAACAAUUUAAUUCAAUUUCCAAUUCAGUAAAUUACUUUAUUCAUGAAGAAACAAUGUCACUGUAUCGCGGAAGUAUAGAAAUUAAGAAAAUAUUUUAUAUUAAAAGAAAUCUGAAAGAAAUGUUGGGACUGUAUUUAUAUUACGUACAUUGCGUAUUUUUUUUUUCUAAAUAAAAAAUAUUCCAAAUUGAUUUCGAGUGAUUUUUUAUUGUAAAUAUUGUGAUAAAUAUUAUUUAAUUUUACACUGAAUUGAAGAUAAACAAUGACCAAGUUGAAUGCACGAGAUUUUAUUUUAUCAAAUGAAUAUUUUUUUAAUGCAUAUUUUCAAGAAAUAAUUUGUGUUUCUUGGCUAAAAUUUCAACCACGCGAUUGGCAUAUGGCGUUGGCUGCAUACGAUUGUUUGUGUAUUUAUUUUUAAUUGAAAAUAAAUAUAGCUUCUUUGAGUAAGUAUAUAAUAAUAGUGUAUUUCUAAAAAGGAAUUCCGAUCGAUAAAUUUAUCAAAGUAUAUAUUGUUAAAUACGUUAAAUCAAAAUUUAUUUAAUCUAAAAAAAAUAUAUAUAUACCAUAGUAAAAUAAGAGCAAUAAUAAGGAAAAAAAACAAACAAAAAAAAAAGUAAAUGGAAGAAAACUAGAAUGCAGAUUAAUAAAAAAAGAAUAAAAUUAAAAUCCUUAGCAAUGAUAGUUUGUCUUUGGAAUACUUGUCAGAUUAUAAUGAUAAAAUUUGAUUUCCGCGCGAAAUAAACAUUGCCAGAUUAAUAUUUUUUUUUUUAUAAUAUACUUUUAAUUUUAAAUCAGUGUUCUAAAUAGUCCCAAUAUUACUGUCAGACGGAAAGUGAUGCUUAUAUAAAACGAAUAGAGCUUAUAAAAAGUACGUAGAAAGAGAAUAUCCAUUUAUAUAAUAAGUAUAUUUAUUGGUAGAUUUUUACUUUUUUUUUGCGAUAAUUGUUAGUAUUAUCAAUUUUUUUAUUAUAUAGUACGUAGUGGUUAGCGGCGGAACAAAUGGAUUGUUGAUACACAUUUUUGGAACAUUUUAUGCACAUUUUUAUAUAUUUGUACAUUCAGGACGUUUUGUACGACGUGUUGUUGUGAAAUGUAGAAAUUUAUCGUUAUUACACUUGCAGGAAAAUUGCGUCAAAAUAAAUUUAGCUUAGUUGUCCGCUAUUAUGUCCGCAUGCAAUUGUAUAAUAUGGCUGAAUAGGUUUUUUUCCCAAUAUAUUAUAACUGGCCAAUGUUAUUUCCAUUCCAUUUUUGAAGAUUUUGUCAUCGAAUUUUUCUACCUCUUUUAAAUUGGAUUUUAUACAUUUUAAAUUUUGACGUACAUUUUUAUGCAUGUCAUAAUAUUAUAUAUCGACGGUGCAAUAAUUUAAAUAAUAUAUAAAUAAUAAUUUAUAUCAUUAGCCUUCAUCAUUAUGUCAUUUAGACAUUCAAAUAUGUUUGGUAAAUGAGGACAAGACAAGUGUUCACAAAAACAACUAUUUUCUAUUUGCUAUAAUUUGGUGAUAAGCUAAAGAAUUGAUUUAAUGAAUAUUAAUUAAAUUAUUAAUGAAUUAAUUAAUUAUUCUCAGAUAAAUAAUUAUUACAUGAUUGAAUGAAAUAAUAAAAAUGUUAUUACGUGAUAUAUUAAUUGCAGAGAUAGAAAAAAAUAAAACAACAUACAACGCUCCGAAUUCGUUCUUCUGCUAGUACUGCUUUUUAACUGAAAUUUCAGUGCAGUCUGUGGUAUUAGAAUGGCCCUGGCUUUCCAUACAAAGUAAAAGUUUGCCCACUGACCCGAAUCGUAUUUUUUAUUUAUUCAAUAGAUAGGAGUUCCAACCAGUUAAGGAAAUUUCUGAUAUCCUUUUGAGCGUCAUUAAGUUUACUCUUUUCAAAUACGAUGCUGUAAAUGACACAUCAUUAAAGAUUAAUUUAAAAAUUAAUGUUUCAUUUAAAAUAUUUAUGUUACAAUUUUUAAAAUGACAAAAAAUAUAUAUAUAUAUAUAUAUUAAUAAUGGCAAAUAUUACUUAAAUAAAAAAAUAAUUAAAUUAGCAAUUGGUUAAAAUUAUUUACUCGUUCCAAAAUCCGUGUCGGAUCCAAAGACUCCCAUAAUGCUUGCAGCAUUUCUACGUUAGACCGCCAGAGACAACCUUUGAGCCAGAUAGUAAACGGAACGGCGAUCAUGGCCUCUAUCCAUAAUGCACAGUUUAAAAAAUGAGAAAAAUUAAUAAAUUCCUUAAGUGUUUCUAACUUUGUAAUAUCCCAAAAAUGUUUUUAUUGUUAUUUAGAAGAUUUUUCAUAUAAAAUAUAUUAUGAUUAUGAAAAAAAAAAAAUAUGGAUAUAAAACAUGUUUACUCUGGAAUCACGUCGUUCAUAUCUUAUAAACAGUGCAAAGGGAAUUUAGGUGUUAUAUUUCGUGUUAUAAACUAUACACGGGCUCGUGAUGAGAUCUGGUGAUGGAUGGCUGCUAUAAAUCAACUAACAAAUAUACAUACCGUCGAUAUAUUAUAUGUAAUAAAUAAAAUAAUACAUGAGCUUUGUAAAUUUAUUGAUAUACUAGAUAGCUUUUUUACACUGGCUUAUUAUAAAUAUAGGUUUAUUAAUUUACGCAAUAACUGUUCUAUUGGUAUUGUGUAAACUAUGGCCGUGAAUAUAUAAUAUUGGCAUUAGUGUUGACAUGCUUGUAAUGAAAUGCCAUAUUUUGUGUCACGCGAACUAAUUCAUACACAGGUGGGACGGUUCUUUUAUAAAAAAUGUAGCUUUGUAAUUUUACUUUAUUAAUAAUACACAUUUAAAUUGUAAAAGUGAAUAAAUUAUGACAGAAAUAAUUUCUAUUUUAUUAUUAUUAUUUAUGUCAUUAAAUUAUAGGUUGUUGUCGAUAUCAUUAAACUAUGUAAUCAUAGUAAAUUAACGCAAUGGUUAAUAAUUAUUACGUGCGUCUAGAUGGACAAAAAUAGUCGAAUAUUGUACCUAUUCUUAUGUCAAUAAAUUCUCCACUCACUUAUUAUUACUUGCAACACUAAAAAAUGGCGCGCUGAUUUGUAAAAAGAAUUAUCUAUCAGUUGACAGUUUUUUUUUUUUGAGGCAUUAUUUAAUAUUUUGUUUGGGAAAUUCGACGAUUGAAUGCCCAAUCUAGAUGCAUGUGAUUAAUACUUGCUUAAUGGAAGACACCGAGACCAUUUUAUGUGUAUUAUAUCCAAAAUAAGACUAAUUUUGAUAUAAUAAAUUUGAUAUUAUUUUCUGUAAUUUUUCUAUUAUAACUAAUAUGUCAUUGAAUGCAUCAUUAAAUUGUUAUCUACGUGUAUAGUUAUAAUUUGUUAUAAAGUUUAUAUCAAGAACGAAUGGGACGCUUGGAUUCAUGUUUUGAUGACGGAUUUGCAAUGAUAUUAUUAACCCGAUGCGAGUAGAGUGCUAUCAAGCAACUGUUCAAUAUUUUAUAAGGAUUACUGCGGAUUCUGAAUGUAAUAUGUUUUAUUAUGUUGAUUAUAUAAUUAUUAUUAUAUAAUAGGUCCUAAUAUGCAUGUAAUUUAGCCUUAUUUUUAGAUUAAAAUUGAUCGUUAUUUUUUUUUUUAGUUAAAGUUUACUAGAUUAUUAAUUAUUUUUACGUACAUUCUUUGAGCAAUAAUUUUAAAAUAAUUUAAAUUUCGAAUAUGUAAUUUUCUUGUUAGUUUAUCACCAGAUAAUAUACAUUCCUAAUUGUAUUUUUUUUUUGUAAUUGACAAAUAAAAUGUCCGAUUAUACAGUAAAGAAUAAUAAGACUGCGAAAAUUAUGAAGAAAAUGUAACUGAAAUAAUAAUUUGUCAUUUGUAAAAAUUAUAAUAAAAUUAAUUGCAUAAAUACAGUACUGGCAAUAUUG
This is a messenger RNA of Galleria mellonella (greater wax moth), 9367 nucleotides long. RefSeq lists its product as uncharacterized. The coding region runs from base 1 to 519 and encodes 172 amino acids. The record is from RefSeq and is a predicted model, not a curated record. Lineage: Eukaryota; Metazoa; Arthropoda; Insecta; Lepidoptera; Pyralidae. The transcript has a single exon.